This is a messenger RNA of Harpegnathos saltator (Jerdon's jumping ant), 3087 nucleotides long. RefSeq names its product Tissue inhibitor of metalloproteases (gene Timp). The record is from RefSeq and is a predicted model, not a curated record. Gene Ontology annotation, cellular component: extracellular matrix. Gene Ontology annotation, molecular function: protease binding; metalloendopeptidase inhibitor activity. The coding region runs from base 755 to 1417 and encodes 220 amino acids. The transcript has 5 exons. Gene Ontology annotation, biological process: negative regulation of endopeptidase activity; negative regulation of membrane protein ectodomain proteolysis. NCBI's taxonomy places the organism in Eukaryota, Metazoa, Arthropoda, Insecta, Hymenoptera, Formicidae.
AUAACAUCGGAGGAAGAUGGUUGGUACCACGUUCACGGAGUAACAGAGACGAAAAAGAGCGAGGAGGACGAAGGCAUGCCGGCACCAGAGAUCGCGAGAGAGAAACGUUGAAAAAGAGAACGAACGACGGUGAACGAGUGUGUAUCCAGUGGAGAGGGAAGGAGCAAAAGAGAGACCACGAGGUAGACGGACAGGGAAAGCCCCGAAGAGUGGGACAGGCAGAGAGCACGAGCCAGGAACGACGACGUGUGCGAGUAAGAACGUAGGAAGGAACGAGAGCCCGGCGUGUCGCUCGCGCUUGCAUUGCUUUUCGAAGCUCGCGCGCGAUCGGUCGCUCGCGACGUGCACGCGUACCUGUGCGUGGGUGCCGGCUCGUGAGACGACACACGUGAGACAGAGAGAGAGAGAGAGAGAGAGAGAGAGAGAGAAUAGCAGAUAGGAAGAGAAAGAAGGGGAGAAAGAGAGAAAUCCCCCGAUUCCUUAUCCGCGAUCUCAUGAUCGAUGUUAUCUCGCGACGAAGAUCCGUCUUCGUACGCGCGAGAAAGUGACCGGCUUCUCGAGAUUGAAUCUCCGUGGAAAAGCGCGAGUGCAGUUUUCGCGCGUCCGUCGAUUGGACCCGCCACUCGGAUCGGGAAUUAUUAUGCUCGCUGAGUUGUGAGAUCUUGAGAACGGUGAAGAGAUAGCAGGGAAAGGCGGAAGAGGCCGAACGGAAAGUCCACGAGCGGAAGGAUCAAGAAAGGGUCACGGGAGAAAGAUGAGGCGGUUACUCCUGUGGACGCAUUUCCUGCUGCUGACCGUGCUGUUGGCACCGGUGCAGAGGGUCGCAGCGUGCAGCUGCGCACCGUCUCACCCUCAGACGCAGUUUUGCAACUCGGACUUCGUCGCCGUGGUGAAGGUGAAGAAUGUUCUCGCUAUGAGCAUGUACGAGAUCGCAUACGAGGUCAAGAUAAACAGGGUCUUCAAGUCGUACCCAAAGGCCGACGCGGUUCUGAUGCAGAACCUUUUAUGGACUUCGUCCUCGGAUUCGAUGUGCGGCGUGACACUGAAAGUCGGCGAGACCUACGUCCUCGGCGGGAGGAUCAACAACGGCAAGGCGUCCGUCUCGUCCUGCGGCCUCAUGAUAAGGUGGGCCGACACGACCAAUAAGCAACGCAAAGGACUGAGGCAUCUCUAUCAGCAGGGUUGCGUGUGCGACAUCAUGUAUACACAGUGGAGACGCAAGGGAAUCGUGCUGGAGUCCAGCGGUGGCAAGCGUUGCCUCUGGGAGAGCACACCAGGCCCCCAGGAUUGCCAAGAAAAAUACGGAGUGUGCAUGGUGACGAUCCGCGGCUGCUCCUGGGUACCCUCGGUCCCUUACAAAAAUUGCAUCAAGAAGCACCAGCAUCUGCGCGAGCAGCAGAGGUCGCGGGAUUGUUAACUCUGCUCCGACAUUCUCCGGCGCUCGUCGCCGCGCUGCGCCGCGCCGGUGAGACAGAGACGACCCCCCGGCUGUCUUAUCGGCCGCGGAACUACGCGGCGUGCCUGUCAAUCGGCUUGAUCGAACGCUCGCCGCGGCGAUAAUUGAGUCGCCGAGAGCCGGUGAGUGGUGUACAGUGACAGUUUAAUGGAACGAACUCUAUCUGCAGCGCCGAAAACGACGGAGCUGCGUCUGAGCGCAGCUUCUAUCGCACGGGGCCGAGCGACACAAUAGCUUGUUAAUGGGUCAUCGAGCGCGCGUAUAAGGCGACGUGACUCUUCGAUCCUUGCGUUUCUCCGUUCCUUACGUCCUUCUUCUCAUCGCCCCGACGAACAAAAUAUUUCGCGGAUCUCUCCCUUAUCGCGGCGCUCUCAAUAGCGCCUCUCUCUCUCUCUCUCUCUCUCUCUCUCCCUCAUUUAACACGACAUUUAUCCCCGAGCGAAAAUAGCCGGCCUCUUGAAUUUCCCAAGCGACAAACUGCUCCUCUCCAUCUGCUCUGAUAAAAAUUUCUGACAUUCUCUUUCCGGGAGGCGCAGUGUUACGUACGUAACGAUCGAUGACGGUAGGGUAUGAAUUUUCGUGCUAAUUUGUAUUUAGACUUCGACAAGCGAGCGGCGAAAACGCUCGCGCGCGCGUCGAGGAUUGUAGCGCGCGGUGUAGUAUUGUAAUUGUUAAGAUAUGGAAUUAUGUAUAUCGCGUGUUAAAUUAUUCGCAACUCGAGUUCGGUGGCGACAACGCCGGCUAAUCCCUGUCCCGCAUUUUCAUCGAUUUAGCAACCGACUAUCAGGCUCUGCUAUGUGCAAAGGAAGGGUGGUUCAGUUCAUUAUACGAUUAAACUCUGAGCGACGUUGUUGAAACCGAUCUUUAAUUAAUCAUUGAUUAUUAUUAGCGGGAGGAGGGGGGGGGGUAAGUUCUUAGCGCUAAGCAUUUCGCAACGUGCGGAGAGUUGCGCCCUACGUGCGUUUUAUCGUUGAAAUGUGCACAGGUUUCCCGAAUCUCUCACGGCUACUCUCUCUCUCUCUCUCUCUCUUCGCGAGAGUUGUAUAUAUUAUAUAGUAUAUAUUAUGCUGUCAGUGUAAAUUGUGCAUCUAUAAAUUAUUCCAACUGUCGUUUCGUUGUAGUCUCGGACGUCAUCGAGAUGCGUACUUUAUGUCUCGCGACGUCCCGUGCGCGUUCUUAGGUUAAACUAGAUGGUACCUCUUCGAGAGCACGUUUGUUAUUUACGCAGAUUAUUAUUCAUGCAGUCUGUACAACUAAACUAAGCUUCACGGAGGCUUCACGGAGAAUACUCGAGCUUGCGAUUCUACGAACAAAGCGGCGGUUUCCUUUAUAAGUUUACGAUACUGCGCGAUCACAAGUGCAUCGCUCGACGGCGUUUUCAUCGCGUCGUUAUUGCGUCCGUCGGCAGUUUUUCGUGAAACUCAAAGUGCCCGGAGUGAUCGAAAUUCGGCACGAGACACGAAAACACCGUGUUACUGCAGCGGGAAACUCGCUUGUAUUUCCGAUCGAAAGACUACGAAUUUUGUAGCUAUGCGUUAGUCUAGUUCUUUGUACGCGGCAAUGCAUUUCGCAAGUACGCGCGACAUGUAGAAUGAAAAUAAACGGAAACAGUCGUCCUCUCUCGUACACAA